GACGCGGGCACACGCAUGCACACACUCGUGUCGUCCUCCAGAGGUGCAGCAGCGGCAGCAGCAGCCCGCACACCACCACCACCACCACCACCACGCUAUCUCUAUGUAUGUGCCGUCACAGUGCAGACAGAGGUUGUAAACAUGGCGGCGGACGGGAUGGUGCUCACCAACCACGACCAUCAGACCCGAGUGGGGAUUCUGACGGUCAGUGACAGUUGUUUCAAGAACCUGGCUGAAGACAGGAGUGGAGUCAACCUGAAGGACCUGGUCCAUGAUCCGUCACUAUUAGGAGGGGUCAUAGCAGCCUACAAAAUUGUUCCAGAUGAGAUUGAUGAAAUCAAGGAAACUCUUUUGGAGUGGUGUGAUGUACAGGAGCUGAAUCUCAUUCUUACUACUGGAGGAACUGGGUUUGCACCUCGAGAUGUUACACCCGAGGCCACCAGAGAGGUGAUAGAGCGAGAGGCCCCGGGUAUGGCUCUGGCCAUGCUGAUGGGAUCACUCAACGUUACACCAUUAGGCAUGCUGUCUAGGCCAGUGUGUGGUAUCCGUGGAAAAACUCUGAUUAUCAACCUUCCAGGGAGCAAGAAGGGCUCCCAGGAGUGUUUUCAGUUCAUUCUGCCCGCUCUUCCCCAUGCCAUCGACCUUUUGCGCGAGGCCACGGUCCGGGUUAAAUCCACACACGCCGCCCUGGAGCAGCUGCCCUCCCCUUCUCCUUUGUUGGGCAACACGCACAGCAACACACAUACUAUGGAGCGCGGCACCCAGUGCGAGGAAGAGGAGGACGAGGAGGAAGACAGGAGAAGAAGUCGUCAUGCGCACAACCACCACCACCACCACCAGCAUGGCUCCUCCCACAUCACCGCAGCCGCUAUUGCUGCCAAGACGAGCCAUGCAGUGGUCAUGGCUAAGGGGAGUCCCUACCUGCCUGGCGACACACCCGCCCCUCCCUCUCAUUUCACCUGCUCCUGUACUCAUGACCAGCAGAUCCCGGACUCGAUCAUUUCUCGAGGCGUUCAGGUGCUUCCUCGAGAUUCGGCCUCUUUAAGCUCCACCCCUUCCGAGUCACCACGGGCAACACAGGCAACCUCCCGCCUUUCCACCGCCUCAUGCCCGACACCCAAGGUUCAGUCACGAUGUGGCAGCAAUGAGAACAUUCUGAGAGCCAGCCACAGUGCAGUUGACAUCAGUAAAGUGGCACGUCGUCAUCGCAUGUCCCCCUUCCCAUUGACGUCAAUGGACAAAGCCUUCAUCACUGUUCUAGAGAUGACACCUAUUCUGGGAAUUGAAGUCAUUAAUUACAGAGAUGGUUUGGGUCGAGUUCUUGCUCAGGACAUCUAUGCCAAAGACAACCUUCCUCCAUUCCCUGCCUCUGUUAAAGAUGGCUAUGCUGUACGAGCUGCUGACGGCCCAGGAGAUCGCUUCAUCAUGGGAGAAUCACAGGCUGGACAACAGCCAACCCAUACUGUGAUGCCAGGUCAGGUGAUGAGGGUGACAACCGGGGCUCCAAUUCCCUGUGGAGCUGAUGCCGUGGUGCAAGUAGAGGAUACUGAGCUACUGAGGGAGUCUGAGGACGGCACAGAGGAGUUGGAGGUGAGGAUUAUGGUCCAGGCCCGGCCUGGGCAGGACAUCAGGCCAAUAGGUCAUGACAUCAGACGAGGGGAGUGUGUGCUGGCUAAAGGAACACAUAUGGGCCCGUCAGAGAUUGGCCUGCUUGCUACAGUGGGGGUGACUGAGGUCAGCGUGCACAAGUUCCCUGUAGUAGCUGUCAUGUCCACUGGAAACGAGCUGCUGAAUCCAGAGGAUGAUCUCCACCCAGGGAAGAUCAGAGACUCUAACCGCUCCACUCUUCUGGCCACCAUUCAGGAGCAUGGAUACCCCACCAUCAACCUAGGCAUUGUUGGAGACAACCCUGAUGACCUGCUGUCAGCUCUCCAUGAGGGGAUCAGUCGUGCUGAUGUCAUCAUCACCUCUGGGGGUGUAUCCAUGGGAGAGAAGGACUACCUGAAACAGGUGCUGGAUAUUGAUCUUCAUGCUCAGAUCCACUUUGGUCGAGUCUUCAUGAAACCAGGUCUUCCUACUACCUUUGCCACAGCUGACAUUGAUGGAACACGGAAACUCAUCUUUGCUCUGCCAGGUAACCCAGUGUCUGCCGUGGUGACAUGUAACCUGUUUGUGAUUCCUGCUCUAAGGAAGAUGCAAGGCAUUCUGGACCCUAGGCCUACAAUCAUUAAAGCUAGGCUUUCCUGUGAUGUUAAGCUGGAUCCCAGACCAGAGUACCACCGCUGCAUUCUUACUUGGCAUCAUCAGGAGCCACUACCCUGGGCACAGAGCACAGGCAACCAGGUAUCCAGCAGGCUAAUGUCAAUGCGUAGCGCCAACGGCCUGCUGAUGUUACCUCCCAAAACUGAGCAGUACGUAGAGCUGCAUAAGGGAGAGGUCGUGGAUGUCAUGGUCAUCGGGCGGCUAUGAUGCAGACUUAAAUGUCACUUGCUACCGAUUUCCAUGGCAGUACCAGGACUUCUUGUCUGGACAGCAUACGGGCGGGGGCAGGAAGUGAUGCAUGUCUACCUGGUCGCCAUUAGCUGUGAUGUCAUAUGCAACAGCCAAUCGGAGCCAGCGCAGGCUGAAUCCUCAUUGGUCUGCUCUGAGGAGAUCACUGUAUUUUAAAGAAGAAAAAAAUGUGAAAAAAAUAUAUUAAAAUAUGAGAUUUAUUCUGUAAUAUUAUUAUUAUCCUGACGAUAAUGAUUAUUAAUAUUCUUAAUUAAUAUUCUAUUUAUUAUUAUUAUCAUGGUUCUGAUUGAAUAUUAUCAUCUUAGUAGUAUUCAUGCCCUCUUCUCUCCGUUCAUUUGCUUUGUGCGUUUAACAUUUUUCCCUAGUAAAUAUAGAGAUAUAGAGAUUAGCCCGUCCUUCCCCCACUCCUGACCUUUUCUCCUUUUUCUUGUUCUUCUUUUUGUACUUCCACCUUGACUAUAGCUCUGGCGUCCAAUGUCCACAUAUAGAGACUCUUUGAUAAACGUGCAGUAUCACUACAUUUAUCAUCUGAACACACUGACCCUAACAUCAGUACUGACUGAAAUAUGAACUUUAAAGGCAGAUGAUAAAGACAACUUUGGUGACAUAGUUUGUGCCAGUAUAGUAGAUUAUUACAUCUUUGCCAAAAGUUAAAAAAAAAAAUAAUACUUUGUAUUUUUUUUUUAAUAUUAUUUUUCUCCAGAUAAAACAAUUGCAAACCGUGCUGUGACAGUACUCUUCAUGACUCUCAAUGAAAGCCAUGAAAUACUUCUAGCUGGGUCAGUGGCUCAUCUUUAGAGCAAAGUGAGACAGGACUUAAAUCUUCCCUCACCACACUGGAAUGAGUCCUUUGUUCAGAUAUCAAAUAUAAACGUAAUCAUAACAAAAUACAUACAGAAAUGACUGUGACCUGUAGUCAUGUUAGAGGUGGGCCACCCUGACCGUAUUAGUUAAACCCUGCAUUCAAGUGGUGUUUGAUGUAUCCGAGUCUCAAGUUUACGUCAUAAUUAAGAUACUUUGAUAAAUGUGUUUUUAUGUUUAAGACUAUUAAGGAAUAAGGCUGACUUUAUUCUCUAUUUUUCUAACUGUAAUAAAAUCCCAUGAAAAGACCAAAAAACAUCAGUCUGUUAGUCCGUGUCUCAACACUUUCUGACUUUCUUAUCCUGUUUGUGGCCCUCAUCCAAAAUACCAACAGAUGAAGAUCUUUAAUGGAAUCAUUUGACAUUUUUGGAUAUAGUCUUUAUUUCCUUUAUCAAUAUGAAUUUGAUAAGAAAAUUUAAAUCUCGUGUCUGUCUGUUUAUUAUGAAUCUAUAAUCAGCAGAUUUAACGUACCUGCUUUAGAACAGAUUCAACUAAUAAAGAUCCAACACUUAAUUUGUGAAAGUUGCUUUUAGGUGGGAUUUGUUCAUUCCAGACAGACAGCUGAGAGCUUAAAUUUAGUGAACAAAAUGUGGAACUAUUUCUUCAAGAUACUUCAGAAAUAUCCAGGACUGUUUUUUUUUUUUUUUUUAUAAACGUUCAAUAA
Mugil cephalus (flathead mullet) is the source of this 4036-nucleotide messenger RNA. It is a transcript of the gene gphna, whose product is annotated as gephyrin a. Gene Ontology annotation, cellular component: postsynaptic membrane; postsynaptic specialization; cytoplasm. Gene Ontology annotation, molecular function: molybdopterin molybdotransferase activity. Gene Ontology annotation, biological process: glycine receptor clustering; gamma-aminobutyric acid receptor clustering; establishment of synaptic specificity at neuromuscular junction. The record is from RefSeq and is a predicted model, not a curated record. NCBI's taxonomy places the organism in Eukaryota, Metazoa, Chordata, Actinopteri, Mugiliformes, Mugilidae. The transcript has 24 exons. Bases 16 to 2469 code for a protein of 817 amino acids.